GAUCAGUUAUCUUAAACCUUAGUUAGGGCUCCAUCCCCAUCCGCUCAACCUUAGUUAUCGUAACCCGCGCCUCCGAUCGCCGGUGAGUGAAAUUCCAAGACAGCAAAGAUGUCCGAAAGCGGCGUGGUUACGCUCUACGCGAACUCCGCUAUCGCCGAGACCACAAAGAAAUCCCCCUUCUCCGUGAAGGUGGGUUUGGCCCAAAUGCUCCGCGGCGGCGUCAUCAUGGACGUCGUCACACCUGAGCAAGCCCGGAUUGCUGAGGAAGCCGGCGCUUGCGCCGUCAUGGCUCUGGAGCGCGUCCCCGCAGACAUUAGAGCUCAGGGCGGCGUCGCCCGGAUGUCCGACCCUCAGAUGAUUAAGGAGAUCAAGCAGGCCGUCACCAUUCCGGUCAUGGCCAAGGCUCGGAUCGGGCAUUUCGUGGAGGCCCAGAUCCUCGAAGCAAUCGGAAUUGAUUACGUGGACGAAUCGGAGGUCCUCACACUCGCCGACGACGCCAACCACAUCAACAAGCACAAUUUCCGGAUCCCGUUCGUCUGCGGCUGCCGGAACCUCGGCGAAGCUCUCCGACGCAUCCGGGAGGGAGCCGCGAUGAUUCGAACCAAGGGAGAGGCGGGUACCGGCAACAUUAUCGAGGCCGUCCGUCACGUCCGGUCCGUGAUGGGCGACAUCCGGCUGCUCCGCAACAUGGACGAUGACGAGGUGUUCACGUUCGCCAAGAAGAUUCAGGCGCCGUACGAUCUGGUUGUGCAGACGAAGCAGUUGGGAAGGCUCCCAGUGGUGCAAUUCGCUGCUGGAGGGGUGGCAACCCCAGCUGACGCCGCGCUGAUGAUGCAGCUGGGAUGUGACGGUGUGUUCGUCGGCUCAGGCGUCUUCAAGAGCGGAGAUCCGGCAAGAAGGGCCCGGGCCAUCGUACAGGCAGUCACUCACUACAGUGAUCCAGAGGUGCUUGCUGACAUAAGCUGUGGGCUUGGAGAGGCUAUGGUUGGAAUCAAUCUCAAUGACAACAACGUCGAGAGGUAUGCGAACCGCUCUGAGUGAAUGCUGGUAUUUCAAAGAUUCGAUUUUUAGUCAAGUUAUGGAUUGAUUGAGGUUUACAUGGAGACCCCCAGAUCGUAUGUCAAUCUCGAAUGCCUUUGUGUUUACUGGCUUAUGUUGUUAUACAUUUUGAAUACUUUUGGUUGGAAACCAUUAGAAGCAUAAAUUGUUGUAAUGCAAUGACUGUUUUUAUCUAAAAUAAUAAUAAUUUGAUGCCAUCUUAUGGGGUCAGUGUUUCCAAUCCCUUUGAUUUUCAAAAUGAAUGAGGAAAUGGUCAUCAUUUAUCAUUUACAAUGGUUGCUUGUUCUUUAUAUUGUUGCGCUAUAAAAGAGAGAAAUGAGGGAAGGGAGAAAUGAUUCAGAAAGGCGAUUGAGAAGAGAAAUAUCAAGGAAAUGGAGUAGAUUUUGUACCCUGGUUGGCAGGAGAGAAACAAGAGGGAGAUACUGAGGUAAAGGAGGAUUUCCCUCCUUUCUUCUCGUAAGAGGAGCUGAAUUCCUUCUGUAACUUAUUUCCUCCCCAUUUCCUUAAGUUAUUUGUUUGCUUACCUAACAAGAGAAAACUUUUGAUUCUUUUUCUUUUUGUUUCUUCCCUGAUUCUCGAGUGCCCUGCUUGUCCACGAACAAAGGCUAAAUAGCUUAAUAGCAUCUUUCCG
Molecule: messenger RNA, 1690 nt
Organism: Cuscuta epithymum
Lineage: Eukaryota; Viridiplantae; Streptophyta; Magnoliopsida; Solanales; Convolvulaceae
Source: the annotation of a GenBank genome assembly